CGCGCCUGCGCCGCCCGGGCGCUGCUGGGAUAGCGAUGGCGUCGCCGGGCGCGCCAGCUCGCCCCCAGCUGGUUCCCGUGGCGUCCGGGCCUCGGAGGAAGCGCGCAGCCGGCGAGGCUGGGGCUGCGACGGGCCGGCAGCGGGUCCUGGACGAAGAGGAGUACAUUGAGGGCCUCCAGACAGUCAUCCAGAGGGACUUCUUUCCUGACGUGGAGAAGCUGCAGGCACAGAAGGAGUACCUGGAGGCCGAGGAGAAUGGAGACCUGGAGCGGAUGCGCCAGAUCGCCAUCAAGUUCGGCUCCGCCCUGGGCAAGAUGUCCCGAGAGCCCCCACCACCCUAUGUCUCGCCGGCCACAUUUGAAACCCCUGAGCUACACACGGGCCCCAGCGUGGUGGGCAGCAAGGCCAGGGCCCGGGGCCGUGGCCUGGAGGACGGUGACGGAGAGGCCGCAGAGGAGGAGGCGGCAGAGCCGCUGCCCAGCCUGGACGUUUUCCUGAGCCGGUACACCAGCGAGGACAACGCCUCCUUCCGGGAGAUCAUGGAGGUGGCCAAGGAGAGGGGCCGGGUGCGCCAUGCGUGGCUCUACCAGGCUGAGGAGGAGUUUGAGAAGAGGCAGAAGGACAGUCUCGCGCUCCCGUCGGCCGAGCACCAGGCGGUCGAGAGCGGCCAGGCCGGAGUAGAGACCUGGAAGUACAAGGCCAAGAACUCCCUCAUGUACUACCCAGAGGGCGUCCCCGACGAAGAGCAGCUGUUCAAGAAGCCACGGCAGGUGGUGCAUAAGAACACGCGCUUCCUCAGGGACCCCUUCAGCCAGGCCCUCAGCAGGUCGCAGCUGCAGCAGGCGGCCGCCCUUAACGCACAGCACAAACAGGGCAAGGUGGGCCCCGACGGCAAGGAGCUCAUCCCCCACGAAUCCCCCCGAGUCGGCGGCUUUGGAUUCGUCUCCACGCCUUCUCCUGCGCCUGGUGUGAGUGAGUCUCCGCUGAUGACCUGGGGGGAGGUCGAGAACACGCCCUUGAGAGUGGAAGGGUCGGACACGCCCUACGUGGACAGGACGCCGGGGCCAGCCUUCAAGAUCCUGGAGCCGGGCCGCAGGGAGCGGCUGGGCCUGAAGAUGGCCAACGAGGCCGCUGCCAAGAACCGGGCCAAGAAGCAGGAGGCCCUGCGGAGGGUGACAGAGAACCUGGCCAGCCUCACCCCCAAGGGCCUGAGUCCCGCCAUGUCUCCAGCCCUGCAGCGCCUGGUGAGCAGGACGGCCAGCAAGUACACGGAUCGAGCCCUGCGGGCCAGCUACACCCCGUCCCCCGCCCGCGCCAGCCACCUCAAGACCCCAGCCAGCGGGCCCCAGACCCCGACGAGCACGCCGGCCCCCGGCUCUGCGACACGCACCCCGCUCAGCCAGGACCCGGCCUGCAUCACGGACAACUUGCUGCAGCUCCCUGCCCGGCGCAAGGCCUCAGACUUCUUCUAGGGCCUGGCCCUAGGUGUUCCAUGGAGCCUGCGGGGCGGCUCUCCGCCCAGCACGGGACUCCAGCUUUCCAAGUCCCCAGGCCCACCAGGCUGAUACCCUGUUCUGUAGGACCCCGCCCGUUCUAUUUACUUGUUACUAAAGAGAGCCUCCGGCUUGACGAGGGAUGCCUCUCUGCCCCAAGGCCACCCUCAUACCUGCGUCACCUGCCCAGGGCCACUGGGUGGUGACCUCAGGGGCCAGGGUGUCCAGCCUUUCCUGCGUGGCUUAUGGUGGCACCACCGAGGCGGGGGACCUGCCUUCUGCGCUGAGUUGGCCCCUCGUUCCCCCGUGCCCCCCACUUCUGUUCCUCUUGGGGGGUAGAGCCCUCAGCCAUUGUGCCCGCAAGUCCACAGGCUCCCCAACCAGGCCUGACCUGCUGCAUACGCGGCUGCUCCCCAGGGGAGGCCCUUCCCAGUGGCCUCAGCCGUCCCUCCUGACUUCCAGCCAGGGCAGGGCUGACCCCGCCCCCUUGCUCCUCUGCUCUGGGCCAGCUCCCCAGGGAGUCCCAGCCGGCUCUUUAAGCCUCAGGUGGGGUCGGGUCCUGCUCAGAGAGGCAGUGUGGGAUCCGCUAAGACAAGCCUCUCCUACUUGGAGCAGGCACGCCCCAGCAGGGCGUCCUCAGGCUCCCUGGAGGCUGCCUGGGGUCCGGCUGGUCUGCGCUCCUCCACACGGAGCUCCUGCAAGUUCCUGGGCAGAGCCCUGCCUGGGCACCACGGGGGUGGGGCUGGCGCCAUGGGGUCAGGAAAGGGCUGUUUUUGAAGGGUGGGCGUGGGCCUGAGGGAGCCCCAGGAAGUGGGGUCGGAGGUCUGGGGGGGCCGCGAGUGAGAUGCAGAGGGCGCCCUCCAGGCAAGGCUGUGCCUGGAGGGGGCAAGGGGGCGCUGCCAGAAGUUCUAAAGGGCCAAAGGGUGAGUGGGAGUUGAGGAUGGGCUGCCUGAAGGGCGCGGGCGGGUGGGAAGGCAGCGGGGGCCUGGUGGGAGGCCGUGGACUCUGUGCCCACGAGGCCGGCUCCCCGGAGCCCCCGGGACGCAGGGAGUGGGUGCUGAGUCCCAGAGAAAAAGACUCCGCGCGCCUCUCUGCUGUACACUGUGGUUUAUUUGGUGGUCAGGGUUUAAGGUCUCUGCUACUAAGUGGAAAAAAGCUAAUAGAACGUAAUCAAAAUAGCGGUUUAAUUGA
Cervus elaphus (red deer) is the source of this 2684-nucleotide messenger RNA. RefSeq names its product ess-2 splicing factor homolog (gene ESS2). The transcript has 10 exons. Gene Ontology annotation, cellular component: catalytic step 2 spliceosome. The record is from RefSeq and is a predicted model, not a curated record. Bases 36 to 1472 code for a protein of 478 amino acids. Lineage: Eukaryota; Metazoa; Chordata; Mammalia; Artiodactyla; Cervidae.